AUGAGAAUAAUUAUAAUUAUGAAAAUUUCAAAAAUUGAUUUCAUCAGCAAUUGUUGGAAAUUAAGAUUGAAGUUUGAGCAACAAAUUUUAAUUAAUUUAAUUAAUUUAAAAACAUCCACCGCCGGUGGAAAAUUCAGUUCACAAGCACCCAUUAUAGCAACCACAAGUGAAAAAAGUUGUACAGUUAAUUAUUAUUUACCAAAAUUUGUCACUCAAUCUCACUAA
Clunio marinus is the source of this 225-nucleotide messenger RNA. Lineage: Eukaryota; Metazoa; Arthropoda; Insecta; Diptera; Chironomidae. The record is from the annotation of a GenBank genome assembly.